This is a messenger RNA of Anneissia japonica, 4137 nucleotides long. RefSeq lists its product as uncharacterized. Gene Ontology annotation, molecular function: protein binding. The transcript has 4 exons. Lineage: Eukaryota; Metazoa; Echinodermata; Crinoidea; Comatulida; Comatulidae. The record is from RefSeq and is a predicted model, not a curated record. Bases 198 to 2639 code for a protein of 813 amino acids.
UCUAAUGUUAAAUAGUGAAACAAGAAUUGGAUCAACCAAGACAAAUUUCUGAUAAGAAACUGUCUGCAAAACUAUAUGAGAGAAAAUCUUCUGAGAAACAAGAAUUGGAUCAACCAAGACAAAUUUCUUAUAAGAAACUGUUUGCAAAACUGUAUGAGAGAAAAUCUUCUGGUGACCUAAGAGGUUAUGUAGCAAAGAUGUUACACAGAAAAACGUUUUAUGGGAAGGAUGAAGGCUUGUUCAAAGAAAAAGAACGUAAAAAAGAAUAUUUCACUCAAUAUCAAUCCAUUGGACCAAGUUUCAUUAAAUCAAGUCAAGAUAUGGAUGACAGUGAACCAUCAGUCGCACACGAGCUGCCAAGUAAAGGUACAAUGAAAUAUGAAAGUCACAUAGAAGACAUAUGCAAAUCACUAAGGAUGUUUAGUCAGGUCAUAUUCCCCCAUAAGAAGGUAAUCUCAGAAUCAGAUGAGCAGAUCAUUCGACUGAUGAGUGAAAAAGUAAAUUUGAUAAUAAAGGAUUCAAUAACUGAAUUGAAGAAACAAUCAUCUGAAGACAUUGGCAAAAUGUUUGCUCAUGUUUUAAUUGCUGUACAAGAUGAAGAAAAUGUUUUAGAGGAAAUCCAUAAAUUAUGUACUAAUGAUAUUGUCAGUAGUUUAUCAACUGAAUGUAAGAAAUUAAAUUUCAAAUACGAUAUUACAAGGUACUACGAAUGUAGUUUCAAAUCAAUUAAUAUAUCAUUUUUAAUUCAUCUGCUGUGUAAUGCACCAGCACUUCAGUUACUUGAUUUGAUAUGUUGUGAUAUAAAAGGUGUUAAUGUGAAUGAUAUUGCUGAUACAUUGUAUCAAGAAGGAGUUGUGUUGGAAUUAACAGAUCUUGAUAUCAGUGGAAAUAACCUCAAUGAAAUCAAAGGUUCCUCACUUGCCACUUUGCUUGCUGUAGCUCCUAAGCUGAAUGAUCUUGACAUGAGUAAAUGCAGUAUCCCAGGUGCUGUAAUGGAUGAUAUGGUUAAAGAGUGUUCUAGUAGGGGAGUUGUGUUGGAAUUAACACGGCUUUAUAUCAGUGAAAAUAACCUCAAUGACAUCAAAGGUUCCUCACUUGCCACUUUGCUUGCUGUAGCUCCUAAGCUGAAUGAACUUGACAUGAGUAAAUGCAGUAUCCCAGGUGCUGUAAUGGAUGAUAUGGUUAAAGAGUGUUCUAGUAGGGGAGUUGUGUUGAAAUUAACAUAUCUUAAUAUCAGUGAAAAUAACCUCAAUGAAAUCAAAGGUUCCUCACUUGCCACUUUGCUUGCUGUAGCUCCUAAGCUGAAUGUUCUUGGCAUGAGAAAUUGCCGUAUCCCAGGUGCUGUAAUGGAUGAUAUGGUUAAAGAGUGUUGUAGUAGGGGAGUUGUGUUGCAAUUAACAUGGCUAGUUAUCAGUGAAAAUAACCUCAAUGACAUCAAAGGUUCCUCACUGGCCACUUUGCUUGCUGUAGCUCCUAAGCUGAAUGUUCUUGGCAUGAGAAAUUGCCGUAUCCCAGGUGCUGUAAUAGAUGAUAUGGUUAAAGAGUGUUGUAGUAGGGGAGUUGUGUUGCAAUUAACACAGCUUGAUAUCAGUGGAAAUAACCUCAAUGACAUCAAAGGUUCCUCACUUGCCACUUUGCUUGCUGUAGCUCCUAAGCUGAAUGAUCUUGACAUGAGAAAUUGCAGUAUCCCAGGUGCUGUAAUGGAUGAUAUGGUUAAAGAGUGUUUUAGUAGGGGAGUUGUGUUGCAAUUAACACAGCUUGAUAUCAGUGGAAAUAACCUCAAUGACAUCAAAGGUUCCUCACUUGCUACUUUGCUUGCUGUAGCUCCUAAUCUGAAUGAUCUUGACAUGAGAAAUUGCAGUAUCCCAGGUGCUGUAAUGGAUGAUAUGGUUAAAGAGUGUUCUAGUAGGGGAGUUGUGUUGCAAUUAACACCGCUUGAUAUCAGUGGAAAUAACCUCAAUGAUAUCAAAGGUUCCUCACUUGCCACUUUGCUUGCUGUAGCUCCUAAGCUGAAUGAUCUUUACAUGAGAAAUUGCCAUAUCCCAGGUGCUGUAAUGGAUGAUAUGGUUAAAGAGUGUUCUAGUAGGGGAGUUGUGUUGCAAUUAACAUGGCUAGUUAUCAGUGAAAAUAACCUCAAUGAUAUCAAAGGUUCCUCACUUGCCACUUUGCUUGCUGUAGCUCCUAAGCUGAAUGAUCUUUACAUGAGAAAUUGCCGUAUCCCAGGUGCUGUAAUGGAUGAUAUGGUUAAAGAGUGUUGUAGUAGGGGAGUUGUGUUGCAAUUAACACAGCUUGAUAUCAGUGGAAAUAACCUCAAUGAAAUCAAAGGUUCCUCACUUGCCACUUUGCUUGCUGUAGCUCCUAAGCUGAAUGAUCUUGACAUGAGAAAUUGCAGUAUCCCAGGUGCUGUAAUGGAUGAUAUGGUUAAAGAAUGUUCUAGUAGGGGAGUUGUGUUGCAAUUAACAUGGUUUGAUAUCAGUGAAAAUAACCUCAAUGAUAUCAAAGGUUCCUCACUUGCCACUUUGCUUGCUGUAGCUCCUAAGCUGAGUGUUCUUUACAUGAGAAAUUGCCGUAUCCCAGGUGCUCUAAUGGAUGAUAUGGUUAAAGAGUGUUCUAGUAGGGGAGUUAAACUUCGUAUAUAGUAGAAAAAGUAAUUGCAAUCAGGUAGCAAGUUUUGUAGAGGUGUUUAAUGCGUGUUUAAUUAAUUUGUAUUUUUAAUAUUUCUUAAAUACAUAAUACACAUGAUGCUAUUACAAGGAAGUUAUGGUUUUUAUAUUGAUACAAUUUUAUUUACUGUUUUCUGAUUUGCAUUAUCAAGAAUGAUUACCAUUGGAUAACAUCGGACAUGGCCUAGAACUAAAUUAAUCGGCAGCUGUAACUGAACAUAGAGUUAAGAUAUAAGGCAGUUUGAUAAUUUCUUGAGAGUUAAAAUACAGUAAUACAAUAAUUGUAUUCAUCAUCAUGUUUAGUUGUAAAUCAAACCAUUUAGUGGAAACCGUAAAAAUAGUAAUAUAAAAUAUGAUUUACAUAGCACAUAUAUCCACUUAGGAAGUGCUCAAGAUGCUAGAUAUGGAAACAUGGAAAAAAAAAAAACAGAAACCAGAAAACUUGGAAAUUAACCCAUGAAAUGUCCUAAACUAACACCAGUAAAAAAUAAGCAGAAGAAGCAAUUUGACACACUCAAUGCAACGAGGGCGCUGGUUUCUGGCUCUCUUAGCCAAUUUAAACAUAUGUAACACUAUACAUACAGUAAUAGUAGAACAACAGAACUAGAGUGAGGUGCUUAACAAUGCAUAAAGAUCAUGCUGCAUGGCAUGUUGUACUGAAUGUGGUGCGGAAUUUUUUGAAUUCAGGUUUACCGGUGAUACUAUCAUGAAUCACAAACCGUUUCUGUACGAUUACUCACAUUAUCCUUUCUUGUACAUAAUCAACUGAUCACCAUGUUCCAUUUCUGGUAUUUGAAUCUUUGCAAAUUUUCACCAGAGGGUGCACAGGGAACAUUGCGUCUAGUUGUUGAAUAAUCAGUGCUUGCACAUAAUGAGCUCAUAAAAAUCAUAAAUAUUUUAGGCUAUUUUGAGUAAAAUUUUGAUUUUGACUUUCAAUAGUUUUUGUUAUUAGAUUGGUAUGCUUUUAUGAUGUAAUUUUCAAAAUGUUAUUGUUUGAUAGGUUUAAAUUUUGAUUACUUUUUUAAGAAUAAAUAACUUGUACUGUUUGUCACUUUGUAUUAUGUGUUAUUAUUAUUCCUGAUGAUGAAGUGAAAUGUAAAAUAUAUUUUUGGAGUAACAUUAAUUACUCUAUUAAACUCAGUGCACAUCCUAAUAAAUGUUUGUUUUAAUGAUGUGGCACUGAAAUGUCUUAUUAUUGAAAUUAUCUAUUUUAAUCAAUACAAUUAAUAAUUUCUCUUUUUUUUAUUGAUAAUACUUCUCCACUCUCCGUGGGAUUACAAUAUAACAAAAUAAAUAUUGGUAAAAUAUGUCUGAAAAUAAGAAUUUAUUUUCUUUCUUUCAUGUAUGUUUAUAAAGCAAGUACAACAUUAAUUAAACAUGCAAGCUAAUCUAAUUAGCUUUCAUUAUAUAAUAAAUGUCAGAUUACAAUAAUUAUAAUCUAAUAUAAUUUUGAGUAUAAGAAGCCUAGUAUAAC